AUGAAAAUUUUUAGUUUAAAUUUUUCGGAUUAAGAAAUGGAACAUGAAUAUUAGAAGGAAAUUACAAGCAUAUAUAAAAAUUAUUAAAAAACUCAAAAAUGGAUUGUUUUGCCUUUGGUAGUAUUUCAGAUUUCUAUAAAAAUAAUGAGAGAGGAUUGGCUUUUAUUAACAGUGUUAUUAUUAUGUAGUUUACUUUAUGCUUUAAACCUAAAAUGUGCUUCCUCAUCAAACAGAUAUUUCAAAGACUUAUUGCUGUUUAUGUCAUUAGUCUUGUAUAACUUUUUCUUCCCAUAUAAUUCAGUAUUUUAAAAGAAAGAAUUGUAACUCUAAACAUAUUCUUUGGAUGGAUAUUUUCAAGCUUUAACAAUUUUGGCGUAUGAAUUAGUAUAAAAUAAAUAGUUUAAUGAAUACACUAAGCUAUUCCAAGAAGUAAUUGAUCCUAGUAGUAAUUUUCACAUUUCAAAUUACACUAUUUAGAAAUCCAAAUAUUUAAUUGUGGGAAUAAGUAGUUUUGCAUAUAUUUGAAUUAUGCAUUUACAUACACUAUUGUUAUUGCUUUGAGAAUUUCAGGAGAAAAAUAUUUAUUUAAGCAAAUACUUAAAAAAUUUUAGAAGAUAACAUCCAAACUUAUAAUGAUAUUGAAAGUUUUAUUAUCAGUUAUAAUCCACCUAAGAAUAAGCUAAUAUUAAUGUAAAAAAAUAGAUAGCAACAAAUUACAGAAUAAAUUCAGGAUGAGUUUAUUGAUAAAAUAAGAAAUACUAAAGUCUCAUCAUAUGAUUCAAAAAGAAGAUUUACUUAAUUUACUUCAUAAGAGGUAUUAGAAAAUUAAGCUAACAUGACAUUAGAGAAUUUUUUAUUUUAUGAAUUCACAAAUAAAAAGAAAUAUAUUAUGCAUCUAAUUCAUUAAUCUGAACAAAAUAAUUCUUAUUUAUUGAAGGGAUUUCUGUAUUAAGAAAGCUACACAAUUAAAGUAGUGAAAUUAUAUUAAGACAAACCUUGUGCUUUAGUUUUAUUAAUGGAAAAUAAGAAAGAUAAUGUUAUUGAUCAACUUAAUUUAAGGAAUAAAAUAGCAAUGAAAGCAUUAGAUUAGAUUGGAGAUGUGUUUAGAGAAUAUGUAAAACCUAGUUUAAUUUCAUUCUAAUGGAUUUAUAAUAACAAAUAGAAAAAUAAAAAUAUUGUAUUCAUUAAUAAAUUAUUAAGAAAAGUAAAUAGCAAUUUAUUGAGAUGUUAUAAUGAUUUUUCAAAUAUUCAGGAUUACUUUAGUAUAAACAAAGAAUUUUAACGCUGUUUAAUUCAGAAAUUUGACAUUAAAGAAUUUAUUGAGUAGAUUUACUAACAUGUGGUAAGAUUUUUUGGAGAUGAUAAAGGAAUAUUUUUCACAAUAGAUUGCAAAAUUCCAGAUACAUAUGUAAGACAAGAUUAGAGAUAAUUGAAGCAAUUAUUCUUAAACUUAUUUUUUUUUAUUUUAGAGAAACAAUCAGGAUCUAAAAAUAAUCAUCAUAAUUAUGUACAUAUCACUUUAGUCUAAGAGAAGGAUGAAUCCAAUUAAUAAAUGUCAAUCAAAAUAAGGAUUGAUUAUGAAGGUCAUCAUUUAAGUAAAGCUGCAAUAAAUAGUUUACCAAUUAUCAAUCCUUAAACCAUUGGAGAAUUAAAGCAUAAUAGUUAAAAGGCCUUUGACUUGUUAUUACCAAUAUCAUUGUUAAUUAUUCGAAAGAUUGGACCACAUGAUAAAUUAACCCUAAAACAAAAUAGAAUGAAUAGAAACUUUAUGGAGUUUUAAAUAUUUAAUGCUCUUGAAGAGAAUUAUCAUCUAUUGCCUAUAAUUUCAUUUUAUCCUAAAGACAAUAUUCUAACAACAUCAAGUUUGGCGAAGCAUUACUCUGAGUACUUUGAUUAGGUUCCAAUCGUGUAAUUAAAUUCGAUUCAGGAAUUCUGA
Molecule: messenger RNA, 1936 nt
Organism: Paramecium pentaurelia
Lineage: Eukaryota; Ciliophora; Oligohymenophorea; Peniculida; Parameciidae
Source: the annotation of a GenBank genome assembly